AUGUCCCUUUUAGUGAGAGCUAUCGUUGCCCUCGUUGGUUUUUACUUUCUCAAAUCCUACUUGACUCGCAAGAAGCUUCCUGCGCCUCUCCCUCCAGGCCCUAAGCCGAAGCCAUUUAUUGGAAACCUGCAGGACCUCCCACCUCCAGGCGAGCACGAUUGGCUACACUGGUACAAGCACAAGCAACUUUACGGUCCUAUCAGUUCAGUAACUGUCUUUGGAGAGAAUCUCAUCAUUCUCAACGAUGCCCAGCUUGCCGUUGAGUUGUUGGAGAAACGUUCGGUCAUAAACUCCGACCGUCCUAGCGGGCAUUUCACUGAAAUGGCUGGCUUCGGAGACGUUCUUACCACGAAGAAUAACAAUGAUUACCGUGUUCGGGCCCAGCGGAAGCUAUUUCGCCAACAAAUUGGCUCGAACGCCUCUGUUGCGCGGUUCAAUCCCAUCCAAGAGGCCGAGGUUGGCCGCUUUCUGGUUCGGGUGCUUGAUAAUCCUGGGGAUCUACGAGACCACAUUCGGAAGGAAGCCGGGGCCAUCAUCCUGAAGCUCGCAUACGGAUAUACCGUUGAGCCUCACGGGCAGGAUCCAUUGGUUGACCUUGUGAAUCGGGCGAUGGGGAAUUUCACCGAGUCCCUUAUCCCUGGAACUUGGAUAGUAGAUUUCCUCCCCAUCCUCAAACACCUUCCGAUCUGGUUCCCAGGUGCCACAUUCUUACGCACAGCACGAGCCUUCAGAGAAGUCGCCCGAGCCUGGGGCAGCCAGCCAUACGAAUUCGUCAGACAGCAGCUGUCCCAGAACAACUACACGCCAUCGUACCUGUCUGGUCUCGUUGAAAAGGACGGAUUCCCAGAACCAGGCUCACGGGAGGAAAGCGUCAUCAAGUGGUCUGCGGCGGCGAUAUUCGGCGGAGGAUCUGACACGACCAUAUCAACCAUGGGGGCUCUCUUCCUCGCAAUGGCUCUCUACCCGGACGUGCAGCGCAAAGCACAAGAAGAGAUCGACCGAGUCGUAGGAACGGCGCGUCUCCCGGGCUACGCCGACCGGGACAACCUCCCAUACAUCGACGCCAUGGUCAAAGAAGCCCUCCGCUGGCACUCAGUCCUGCCGAUGGGAGUUGCCCACGCCUCAAUGGAAGACGCCAUAUGCGAAGGCUACUUCAUCCCGAAGGGAUCUCAAAUCCUCCCCAACCAAUGGGCCUUCACCCACGACCCAUCCGUCUACCCCGAUCCGAUGACCUUCAAACCCGAACGCUUCCUAGCCUCCGACAACCACGUCCCCGAGCGAGACCCCCGACUUCUAGCCUUCGGGUUCGGCCGUCGCGUGUGUCCCGGUCGAACCCUAGCCGAUUCAAACAUCUACCUGAGCCUCGUACAGUCACUGGCCGUCUUCCGCAUCAACAAACCCAUCAAAAACGGCAAAGAGGUCGACCUGAGAAUGGAGGCCCUGCCCGGCCUCCUCAGCCACGUGGCGCCCUACGAACUGGAAAUCAAGCCUCGAAGUCCGCACCACGAGACGCUUAUCCGCGCUGUGGAGGCCAAAUUCCCUUGGGAAAAGGGUCACGCGGAAGAACUCGGUCAGGUGAAAUGGUGA
Messenger RNA from Aspergillus sclerotioniger CBS 115572, 1587 nucleotides. Its product is annotated as cytochrome P450. Lineage: Eukaryota; Fungi; Ascomycota; Eurotiomycetes; Eurotiales; Aspergillaceae. The record is from RefSeq and is a predicted model, not a curated record. Bases 1 to 1587 code for a protein of 528 amino acids. Gene Ontology annotation, molecular function: heme binding; oxidoreductase activity, acting on paired donors, with incorporation or reduction of molecular oxygen; monooxygenase activity. The transcript has 7 exons.